AGCAGGAGUAAUUUUCAAUUCUCCUACUUUGCUUUUCAAAGCGUAUAGAGUUAGAACCUAGAAGAGGCUAAACAUUAAUAUCACAGGCGCCUACUUGUCCUCAACUCAAUUAGCAAUUGGUUCAGCACUUUCGAGUGUACAGGAGGGGUAAGCAACUACAGACACAAUAGCUGCGCUCGCCGUCUUAAAAGUAGAACAGAGAGGUGGUCUUACAAAUAGAAAACUGUUGACACAACUUGUCUCGCAGGAUGGUUGCUGCUCCACCUUCGAUUUCGGGGACGUUACUGGAAACAGCGCAAAACGCAGCUGGUGGAAAGGCUGGAAAACCCGAGCAGGCGGCUUUGUUAAGGCUGCCACGGAUCGAUGUCGCAUGACGUACACUUAGUAUUUUUAAAUUGUUUGAAAAGGAAUGUUCGUGGGGCAUUAGCUUCCAAAGUCGACUGAAUAGGAUAUCCGUGACAUUCGCAACAACUUAGCAUCAACUGAAGACAACUUGAGACAUCCUGCGCGCGGCUUCAUCUGCGACUGGGUUCCACGAGCACAAUUACCUUCCUCUAAUUUGUGCGGCACGACCGGCCGUUGAGGCAGACAACGGCACGCUCGAGAUACUGAUCGGAGACCGGAUUGUGGAUGUCACGAAUUAUAUCAAAAAACAUCCGGGUGGGCGCGUUCUUCGUUUUAUGGCGGGAACAGACGGCACCGAUGCCUUCGCGCAGUUUCAUCACCGGUCCAAGCGCGCUGCUACCACGUUAGCCCGCCUUCCCCAGCGGGAGCCGCAAGACCGAGCGGAGCUUGACCGUUUUCUUAUGAACUCCGUAAAGAACGGCUAAUUGACCCGCUUGCGUACUGAUAACAAUCGGGUAGUUGUAUGAUAUGCACUCGUGUGGACAAUGGUCUCGAAGUCGAAGUGUUUUUGCUGGUUCUCGUUAAUAUUCAUGCACAGCGGCGUCGCUGUCGCGUCAUAAUUUUCUAGUAUUUAGUUUUACUGUGUAAAGUGGUUGACGAGUAUUUCUGCUCUAAAUAGGUACGUGCAGACGCUGAGUUGUAGCGUCAAGGCCCCGUCCAUAACUCAAGGGCCCCACCCCUUCACCACUCAAGCGCGCGGCCCGUUCACUGCUUAAGUGCCUCGCGAGGCCCCUGGUACAGCGCAGCACCCGGCCCGGCGAAACCGUUAAGCGCCGCGAGGAAACUGCGAAGCGCGACGGCGCGACGUCAAGCGCGACGGCGGAGCCGUUAAGCGCCGCGGCGAAACCGCUACGCGCCGCGGCGCACCCAUUAAGCGCGACGGCGAAACCGUUAAGCGCGACGGCGAAACCGUUAAGCGCCGCGGGGAAACCGUUAAGCGCCGCGGCGAAACCGUCAAGCGCCGCGGCGGGGCCGUUAAGUGAAGCGGCGGGAAGCGUGCCUGGCGCCCCUCGCAACAAGACCACCGCCCAUUAGCGCGAUUGCAGUUCCACCUCUUUCCGAUCUGCAUCCAAGCUGUCGGCGAUCCCCUUUGCCAUCUCCAUCCACCCCUGUCGGUGAGGUCCAACUCUGCUGUCCUAGGGAUCCGCGAAUUGACUUGACAGAUCUUCUCCACCUCUUUUUCAUGUUAAGCAACGUGGGAAACCAAGCGCUGCUAGCAGACAUUCGAGCGCUGGAGAGCGAUCUGGAGAAAGAAGGUUACUUUGAGCCAAGUCCGGGCCAUGCGGUCUACCGAGUUGCUGAGAUCAUUUUUUAUGAUCAUAUGUUAGUUUAUCAAAUGAUACUUACAUCUAUGUUACAACUCUGAUAUAUCUUUUUAGCACGUCUCUGAGCGCAGUGGGCAGAGCGUAAACCAUGAGGUCGUGGAGGCAUACACCCGGAUUCGAAAUUGGGUAUUUAGGAAUUAAGAAUGACUAUCUAAGGUGACCUUGAAGAAGUGGAUGAUGCUGGAGCCUAGUGAAUAAAUUAGGUUUUGUUCGUCUACAUACUCUAACGCGAUUUGCACGCUCUGGGCGCAUGGGUGCUUGCACAGGUGCCUUCCGGUAACGGCGGACUGAUGCAGGCUCUCACAGGCUGUCUAGUCCUGGCCGCCGCGCUGGUGAUGGGAAUCGCUCAGGGCCGUUGUGGCUGGCUCCAGCACGAGGGCGGCCACUACAGUUUGACGGGCAGCAUGAAAGUGGACCUGCGUCUUCAACAGUGCAUUUAAGGCAACAGAGAGCACCCAUCUUACAGAGCAUUAUUAUUAGCCGUUUUCGUAAGAGAAAAUAAAGGCGGCAAGGAUGCAGUCAGUGGUACUAAAACGCUGUAGCUCUAAUGCAGUUAUGGUGUCGGAUGCGGCAUGGCCGGUUCCUGGUGGCGCAACCAGCACAACAAGCACCACGCGACCCCGCAAAAAGUCGCGCACGAUGUAGACCUGGACACUCUGCCCCUCGUCGCCUUUCACUCGGGGGCAGUCACCGACACGAAGAUUGGACGAAAGCUGGUAAAAGCGUGGAACGGGCACUGGGCGUCCCUUUAUGAAUGAAAGGAAAGAACGACCAGAUUGUUUCUUUGUAAAUGAAUGUACAGCUACAGGAAUUGAUUGUCCGUAGAUCAUAGAGCCUUUUCCUAGUUUCUGGUCGGUACAGGAACUUGCAAUUCCCAGCUACAGAAGCAAGGCGAUUCUGUGUAGUUCUAGCAUAGGCGGAAGUAUGAUAUCUAAUAAUUAGAGAAGGUGAACUGUCAGAGCGGCAGCCGCCCGUUCAACAAAUUUUGACUCUGCGAAUACAGGGUAUUUUAUUGGUCGAAAAAGAUUUAAGAUGACAAUGACUGUAUACCCGAAACAAGAACAAGAAAUUAUACGAUCCCUUCUUCUAACUCUUGUGGCUGAAGAACCAGGCCUAUCUGUUUUCUCCGAUCAUCUGCGGUUUAGUGGCUUUUUUUUGGCAGCUUUAUUUGCAUCCGCGUCACGCACUGCGAACAGGAAACACUCUCGAGCUUUUCUGGAUGGGACUUCGGUACUACUCUCGAAGUACUUACUGUUGCUGCGAUGCAUGAGACACCCGCACUUUUUAAGCUGUACACAGGACUCACUUAUGAAGCUCGACUAGGAGUCACUUUUCACUAAGGUAUGAAAAUUCUUUUUUCCCUCUUACCUUAGACUUAUCCCUCCAUGCAAACUACGUAUGAAAAUUGUUAAAGAUCAUGAGCAGGUUUUCUGACCUUGAAUUUCAUCGUACGAUCAGUAUUUUCUCAUUUUACCUCCAUUCGAAGUGGUCCAAUCAACGAGUCGUUCCUGAACAGGUAUGUCGUCUUCUACUCGGGACUUAUGGGGGGCCUCGGAUGGUCGUUCACCGGCGCUUUUGGUUUUUAUGUGUUGUAUACGCAGAUCGCAGCUAGCUAUAUCUUCACAAAUUUUGCGGUCUCGCACACGCAUUUGCCGGUCGUGGGAAAGGAAGAGCACCGCAACUGGGCAGAGUACUCAUAUGAGAAGGUGCCUUCACAACAUAGUCCGUCUUUCUUAUGAGGCCGAAUAAAUUAAAAUUACUCUGGCGCUCGUAUUUUGAGUGCACUCACUUAGAACAAAGGUUAUGAAGUGAUUGGAAAUGCAGCCCCAUAGUAUGAUCCAUGACCUCGUGCAAGCACGGGGGCGUAGGCGAGCACUUCAUGCCACACAUCUCGUUCCAUACCACACAGGUACGCUGCCGAGCACACUAUGAAUUGCGAAUCUCAUCCUUUGACUAAUUGGUGGAUGGCGUACCUGAACUUCCAGAUUGAGCAUCACUUGUGGCCGCAGAUGCCUCAGUUCCGGUUCCCGGAAGUAGCGCCAAGAGUUCGCAAGCUCUUCUUAAGGAGGAGAUUUCUUUGCUCCGUAGAAGUCAGGACGAUUUUUGUAGGGAUUUGAUUUUUCUCCUCUGGAAGAUUUUCGUUCUUCACGGAGAUUUUAUUUUGAAUUUUCAAUUUUCGUUUCUAAUCUUUGAACGCCACGGGCAGAAGUACCAGGUUCUCCCGUACUGGGAUGCGAUCAGAAUCACGCUGCGAAACCUUGAUAGCGUCGCGCACGAAGCUAUAGAACUUAGUUCGUUGUCGUAAUUAGAUUUGAUUGCACCGUUCUGCUUGAAUAGAGAACAUCAAAGGGAAGCCUUACUUCCCGGAAGGGUUACACUAGGUUGUCCUCGAAUAGAGAACAGAGGGAAAUAUGUACUGUUUUUUCAGGAAAUUUGUACACUCAUCUAGUAUAGAAGUCUUUUUUGCAACGGGAUUUUCUUAUACUUUGGGUCGAAUUUUUCAUGUCUUUCAAGAAUGUUUUGAAUCGACCUUAUGAAAAUUAGUAACCGCCAGUAGAGGUGGACUAGAGACGAAAACUACAGAUUGCAAGUGCUGUAAUCUGCAGUGUCUGGGUCUACUCGAGCCUGGUAUCUUAAGUUCAAGUUACUGAAAUAAGAAAAAUUUAUGAUUUAAAUACAGGAGCUGGAGGUCCCGUUCAAGUUCGUGAUGAUUUUCAUUUCAAGGACAUCUGUGGGAGUACUUCUUCAUAAUUCAACUACUAGCUUGACCUCGUCUAACUAUCCGGAUUGUCUAGUAGUUUAGCUCUUUUCAGAUUUGAGCUGGACGUCAACAAAGCAGCAGCACCGCGUGUGCAGAUGCAUGAGCUGCUGGGUUGCUUUCAAAGAAUUUAUGUCCUUUCAAAGAAUUCAUAUCGCUCACUGCUGUCAAUUCUGCGCUUGCACGCCCUUUGUUACUUUGUACAAUCAUGUUUGGAGAUUGUUCACUUCUUCGUUAACAUGUUUAUUAUGUCAUGGCCACUAAUUCGAUUUUUUUUUAUGAGCGCAAAUGUUAAUGCGUCAUACACAUACCAAUUAAUUAACGACCAAUGGGGAGACAAAAGGUCAAUCAACGCGUCAUUAUGAUAUGCAUUGUAUGUCCAAAGCGGAGUCUAAGAAAGCCAUGGUGUGUUCCACUAAAUUUCUGCUCUUGACUUUUCCAUCAUGUAAAUAUCUUGUACUUGUGGCAUCACAUCAAUAAUGUUGAAAAUAUGAUGCUAUGGAAUCUUACUGAUGCCGCAUGCAGGUAAAACUGUGGAUGGCGAGUCAAAUGCUAUCCUAUCCUAUGCCGCAUCCCUCGAGGCCAUCAUUGCCUACACAUUGUGAAGAAAUUUGCAGUCGAAACGAGUGUGCGGCAACAGCCCACUAGUACUACAUGGUCAACAUCAAUUAUUCUCCAUAUCGCGCAACGAUGGUUUUUACAUACAUCACUACCUGUCUCAUGCAGCAUCGCAUCAAUGCUCGCACAAAAUUGAUAUUUUUGUCACAUAUUUGAUAGUUCCCCUACUUGCCACGACUUUCUUCGUUCAGUACAACGCCUGUUGAGUGACGAAUGUUGGGC
Messenger RNA from Amoebophrya sp. A25, 5328 nucleotides. NCBI's taxonomy places the organism in Eukaryota, Dinophyceae, Syndiniales, Amoebophryaceae. The record is from the annotation of a GenBank genome assembly.